Molecule: messenger RNA, 1123 nt
Organism: Gossypium raimondii (Peruvian cotton)
Lineage: Eukaryota; Viridiplantae; Streptophyta; Magnoliopsida; Malvales; Malvaceae
Product: ras-related protein Rab7
Exons: 7
Coding region: 240-863 (207 amino acids)
Cellular component (GO): vacuolar membrane
Molecular function (GO): GTP binding; GTPase activity
Source: RefSeq, a predicted model, not a curated record
GUCACCCAAACUUUCCCUCAAUUCCUUCACAAAUUACAGGUCAUUCCAGCUUUUGCAUAAGAGAGAGAGAGAGAAAAAAAAAGCUAGAAAAUACUUUGAAAAACACGCUAGAAAGUUUCAGCCAAUUUUCCUGCCAGACAAACAAGUCCACCAGUCCUCUCACUAGGUUUCAAUAUAGAAAUUUUUUUCUCCUUUUUCUAUCGAUCUGUACAUCCGCCGAUUCCUUAGUGUUCUUUACGAUGCCUUCUCGCCGUAGAACCCUCUUGAAGGUCAUCAUCCUCGGCGACAGCGGGGUAGGGAAGACGUCUUUGAUGAAUCAAUAUGUAAAUAAGAAAUUUAGCAAUCAGUAUAAGGCGACGAUUGGAGCUGAUUUUUUGACAAAGGAAGUGCAGUUUGAGGAUAGGCUUUUUACCUUACAGAUCUGGGACACAGCUGGCCAGGAAAGAUUCCAGAGCCUAGGUGUUGCUUUCUAUCGCGGUGCUGAUUGUUGUGUUCUUGUAUAUGAUGUCAACUCAAUGAAAUCGUUUGACAACCUUAACAACUGGAGAGAAGAAUUCCUUAUUCAGGCAAGCCCUUCGGAUCCUGAGAAUUUCCCGUUUGUUGUUUUGGGGAACAAAAUCGAUGUUGAUGGUGGAAACAGUAGAGUGGUGUCUUUGAAAAAGGCCCGAGCAUGGUGUGCCUCGAAAGGAAAUAUCCCCUAUUUUGAGACAUCUGCCAAGGAAGGAGUUAACGUGGAAGAAGCUUUCCAAUGCAUAGCAAGGGAUGCUCUAAAGAGUGGGGAAGAGGAAGACAUAUACUUGCCCGACACCAUAGAUGUUGGGAGCAGCAGCAGCCAACCAAGGUCAGGCGGAUGCGAAUGUUGAAAGAUACCAUGCAUGUUCAUUAUUUUUUCCUGUUCCGCCAAUAAGUACGGUUAAAAUGUUUAGAAUGAUUUGGUGUUUCCCAACCAUUUUAUGGGAUUUAUGGUGUUGGUGUGAGAAAAAAAAAAGGUCUGUUAAUGCUUUUGGUUUGGCUGGAUUUAGUUCUGUAAUGUUCUCAUUUGUAAACAUUGUUUUUUGUUCUGCACUGCCUACGCAUUGUUUUUAAAGUACAUUUUAUGGUAUAUUUCAUAAUUUCAAACUAA